UGCAUAGGGCAGAUCAAAUAAACAUGCCUCUUAACUGGAGACGAGCUUGUGUUUCAGUAAGUAAACGUUCAUUCAGUUUUUAAAACCCCUGCAACGCUGGAGUAUACAUUUAAAAAAAAAAAAAAAAAUCUUUUGUUCCUAAAGAGACUUGAGUUGAGGAGGAAGCAGAGGUGCAUAAAUAGGCUCAUCUACUGGCACUUUGAUCUGCUUCAUUAGAAAAAUUACAUAUUUACCUUCUUUUUUUGUUCACAUUGCAGAAAUUCCUGUCUAACUCAGAAUUUCAUACUGGAAGCUUUUUGCUUGUAACCAUGGGUUAUACAUUUUAUUCACCACUGACAAUCGGAUGUAUAAUGAUUCCUAAUAGUAGUUUAAUAGGAAUCUAAUUCUAUUUGCAUAUUGAGCUCCUGUCAGACUUCAGUUUUUGGUUGAUAGUCUAAAUGUGUUAAACAAGUGUUCUGUCAAGUAAGUAGUCCGUUAUAGUUCUACUUAAAUCAUUUUAUUGGCUGGUGGCUUAAUACCCACCUUGUGGCAAUGCAAAGACCAUGAUGAGGUUAGGCUUCACUAUACUGGACUUUUUUUUAAUGAAAGUCCCUAUAACAAAGGAGCAUAGAGUCUAAAAGAUGGGAUCUCUUGGGUGGAUGAUGCAGGUGACGUGAGGCAACAAGGAAAAUGGCCUGUGUGAAAUCACGGGUGAUUGAUAAUAGAAGUUGUAGCUCUCUACUGCAGUGUUUUACAGUUGUCACAUUCAGUGUUUGCUGUAAAGCUUGAAUUUUUUACUGUUUUUUCAGAGCUGAAGAGGUCUGUUUGUUCCUAACUUUAAACAACUUAUUGAUUCCCUGUAAUGCUAAUUAUACUGGGCCUGAUGCUUUGUGAUAACAAGCAGAAUACUUUGAAACAUUUCAUCAGAAUAACUUUUCUCACAAAAUCCACUGUAUUAGACUAGUGAUUCUCAGCCAGGACUCUGAGUCACCCUGGGGUGCCACCAGAUCCUUUGAAGGGUGCCACAAGGUGUGAGGAGAUAAGCAGAUAGGCUAAGCAGAAAAGCCAUGCUCAGGGUUGUCCCUGUUUGGAUGAUCCCCCUAUCCUGGCUGCCCAGCCCCUGUGUAAGAAGGUAAACACUCUAAUAUAUCCAUUUGUUUUUGAAAUAGGAUGCCACUUCAUUCAAAAAAAGGUAUGGGGGAGUACCUCCAGCCCAGUGAGGGGUCGCUUCAGUCCAAAAAGGUUGAGAAACACUGCCUUAGAUUUGACACCUGCUUGAUUUCCUGUUAUGGGAAUUAAGAAAAACAGAUCUGGAGAUCCUUGCGUCAGAGAAUGCUACCUUUGCACAGAUCACAUAGUUUUAGUUAGUGUCAUGCUAUAAAUACAGCCUGCCUGUUUCUUAGGUGUGUUGCUCUAUGUGGCUGAACAUGUGCACUCAUGGAUAGCUGAGGGGGUCUGGUCAUUUCUAAAAUAGAUCCACAGUCAGAAGAAUGAAAUGUGGGAAAGAUUUCCCUGAAACUCUGAAAGAGGUUUUGUAUAAACUAGCAGACCCUUCAAUAAUUUGUGGAUGACUAUUGUAUGAAUAGGGCAGUUCUGAUGAUUGUUUUAAAGUGCAGCCUUAAGCAAAGAGUUUGGCUGUCCUGAACUGGAACUGAAACUUCAUAAGAGCUCUUAAAGCAUGCAGGAUUUCUGGGCUUUUCUUUGUGUUCCAGGAAGUUUCUGGAUCGUUUUGAAUCGCAAUGUAUUGAUAGAGCAUUUUUAUCCAGAUUCUAAGGUUUUUCUUCAGUCAACUUUAAAAUACUUUGCGUGAGUGACUCUUAUAGCUUUCCUCUGUGGGGUCUUCAGGGCACAGUUGUAGGACUAACUGGCUGAAUUGUCAUGUCUGCAGAACUUCUACAGAUUGUCUUGGCUGGGGCUAAUUUGUCAGAAAACUAAAUGGAAUACUGUUUUACCCAAUGAAAAUAAUUGAUUUAAAAUCCUAGCUCUAGGGGAUUUUGUCAGUUGUUGCUGUCAUGUAGGAAGGGGUUAGUUGCAGGAGAGUGGAACUUUAUAGUUACUAGGUUCAAUUUGAAGAUAUCCAUGCUGUUUACAGAAAGAAAAAGGGAGAUUUCAAGUCUUAAAUAUAACUCAUCUUGGUUAACAGCUAUUUUCUGGAAAUGUGGUGGGUAUUGGUGUGGUUUUGUUUGUUUGUUUGCUUUUUUAUUUUGAUAUCUUGAUUGUUUUUGAUUAAAUGUCUUCCUUUAUAAAAUUCAAGGUGAACUAAUAAUGCAUGAUCAGCAUAUAAGUAUUUUUGGUAACUUUUUUCUAUCUUUUUUAUGCACACAUACAUACAUUUCAAUUGUGAUCUCCCUUUUAAACUUGGUAUAUGCAUGUUUUCACUUGUUCUCAAGUCUUAUUUUCUAAGUUUUCAGUUGAGGGUAAGUAUAGACUAGUUUUUUUUUCCCCCUCUUUUAGGCUGUUCAGAGAAACUGAUCUAAUAAAAUUAUACAGAUGUCUGUUCUCAGGCAAUUUGUAACAUAUUACCCAUAUUCAAGCGUUUUGAUGGAAAAAAGAAUAAGCAGUGUAAUUCUUGUUGUUUCAAAAAGGGCUAAGCUACUUUUUCUUUUUGUAGUGUCUGGAAGUGGUCUUUUACUUUGGCCUUUCAGUGAUCUACAAAGCCUGUGGACGUGUGGGAAAGUAUUAGGAUUUUAAUAUAGAUUGUAAUUACUGUAAUUUCCAAGGGGAAAAAACUCGUCUCAUAACCUUAUAUCCUCUUUUUUGACCUGCUAAGUGUUUUGCACAUUUUACACGAGUUGAUCUGAACCAUCUCAUUUUAUGAAGCUUUAAAGCUACAUUGCAUGACUUCCUGACUGUUUUGAUUUGUCUUGUUUUAUCAGAAGUGCCUGUGUGUGUGGGGAUAGGGAGGGCAGGGUAAGGUAACACAUGUGGGUUAACAUCUUGAUACUUGGCUAACUUGUACACAAAUCGCCUGAGAAACACAAUUUAAUUAGACAUUCUGCAAGUGGGGUUUAGCUAUUGUAGCUGGGUCUCUCUUAUUUUUUCACUCAAUCUCAAAUAAUAGGGCUCUGGUUAUUUUGCAGAGUGUCUCUGAAGAAUGGACAGAAUUGCCAUGGCUAACUACAAGCUACAGUUCACAGUGGACAAACGUUGUAGUUUUCUUAUUUACUUUUAUACAUUUUUGCUCUUUAUCUUUUGUAGUUUUCAAUCAAUCUUGUAUGAUUGCUGUUUACAAAUGCAGUUUAAAGUUAUAUUAGUAUAUAGUUUAAAACGUAAAUGUUUUUAGUGUUUUAUUUUCUUCAAUAAUGCAACCAUUUCUGAAAAUGUUGAUUUUUCAAAAUUUACAGCUGCCCACAGUCCAAAAAGGGGGUAACGAAUUGACCUGAGAAAAUUAAAGAAUUCAGUUAACAGGCGACAGAUGCACGGGUGGUGAAAGAUAUGGCAACAGGAAAAUCCAAAGGAUAUGGCUUUGUUUCCUUCUUCAAUAAAUGGGAUGCAGAAAAUGCUAUUCAGCAGAUGGGCGGACAGUGGCUCGGUGGAAGACAAAUCAGAACCAACUGGGCAACACGAAAACCUCCAGCUCCAAAGAGUACAUAUGAGUCCAACACCAAACAGCUGUCUUACGAUGAUGUUGUAAAUCAGUCCAGCCCAAGCAACUGCACUGUAUAUUGUGGUGGUGUCACAUCAGGACUAACAGAACAGCUGAUGCGCCAGACCUUUUCUCCAUUUGGGCAGAUAAUGGAAAUUCGAGUCUUCCCAGAUAAAGGGUACUCAUUUGUAAGGUUCAAUUCUCAUGAAAGUGCUGCACAUGCAAUUGUUUCUGUCAAUGGGACUACUAUAGAAGGGCAUGUCGUGAAGUGCUAUUGGGGCAAGGAAACUCCAGAUAUGAUCAGUCCAAUCCAGCAGAAUCAAAUUGGAUAUCCACCUGCUUACGGGCAGUGGGGCCAGUGGUAUGGAAAUGCACAACAGAUCAGUCAGUACAUGCCUAAUGGCUGGCAAGUUCCUGCAUAUGGAAUGUAUGGACAAACCUGGAAUCAGCAGGGAUUUAACCAGACGCAGUCUUCUGCAGCAUGGAUGGGUGCAAGUUAUGGAGUUCAACCACCUCAAGGGCAGAAUGGAAGCGUGCUAACUAAUCAAACUGGAUAUCGUAUGGCAGGUUUUGAAACGCAGUGAGAGAGCAAAGGACUCUGGAACCGAACACCAGUGGCUUGAGGCUGCAAGGAGUGUCCUAAAGCCUUUGUUUACUUAAAGAUUUAUCAGAUCAAGUCAGUGCAAAUGUCAGAUACAGUGUAUUUAUUUUAAAAAAUCAUUUUGAAUCAUGAAAUUGUCAUCCACAUUGUUUAAAAACAACACAGGAAAAACUAGAUGCUGGAUGUCUGCCAACUUUUGCCUUCUUUUCCUCCUUUUGAUAUGUGUUUCUUAAGAUCCUUGUUUGAAACACAACAAAUGCAGGGAUUACUGCCACUUUUAAAUUGGGGCAGAAAAUUGCACAAUGUCAAGCUUGUUUUCCUCUGAAGUGAAGUAGCGUGCAGUUUUAGUUUGCAUUCCUAAUGAUUUAAAAUGUAUUAUAAGCAGUUGUACAAAAAAGCCAAAACUGUGUGGAGUCUGAAGGUUCUUUGCCAUCUUCAGCCUUUGCACAAACUUGUUUUAAAAAUAGCCUAUUGUAAAAAGUGUCCAUCACUCCACUUUUGUUAUACCAGGGUUUUCAGAUAUAAAUUAUUAGUUUACAUUGUUUUUGUAUCUAGACAUUUUUCAAACAGUUGUCUUUGCCUUAUGACAGUUACUUAAAUUAUCAUUAAAUGGGAAAAUGUGAUGAUCGGUAUAGAAUUUUGUGCAAAACACUCCGAUGGUUCUAACUAUAUCACAUUUGUGUUCUACGUGAGAAGGUGCCUAGAGAAAUCCCUGUUGGGUUUGUUCUAAAGGAUUUUUAUCUUCAGUGAAACUUUGUGAUGUGUACUGGGAAAUGCAAAAUCCUGUUAUGAAUAUUACUAAAAUGUGACAAAUUCCUAUGAACCAGCUUGUUUUUUUAUCUGUCAAUUUCUACAUUUACAUGUAUUUGAUUAUCAUGUAAAAUAUUUUAGCAAAUUAAUAUUUUGCACAAAAGUUAGCAAACUUUGUAUGUUUCCUUAUUUAAAGGUAGGAUGCAGAGUCCUUGGACAUGAUUUAUGCAUAAGAUUUAAAAAUUUUGUUUUUGCAUGUGAAUAUCAAAUAUACAUUUUGGUAGUCUUUGAAUACAAAGUCACCUGCCCUUGUUUUUAAGAAACUGUAAAAGAUGCGGUUGUAUGUAGAAAACAAUUCAGUCUUGCUGUUUACUGUUAGUAAAUUUUACUCAACUAGAGUAAGUUGACUUGAUUUUUAACAUGUACAAUUAGAGCUGUGAAAACUGUAGCAUUGUAUGUGUAGGCAUCAGGCAUGGGGUAUGCUGAGUGCUCCUAGACAGCCUGAAGGACCAGCUGAGUGAAGUAUUUUUAAUUGUUCAGAGGCCAAAAAGAACCUUUCUAUCCUACCUCUUGACCAGCCUUCAAAAAAGCAAAAAAUUUUUCAUGGUGUGAUCUGUUAUUUAUUAUCCCAAUUCACUUGGCUUCCUGAGUUAUGUUGUUGUUCUUGUUGGGUUUUUGGUUUUCUUUUCUCUCCCUUUUUUUUUUAAUUCUCUCAGCGCUUUAAUUGCAGUGGGGCAGCUCCAAGCAUCAAGGGAUUCAACUUUUGCUAUAUUGUCAGGCAACAAUGUAUUUCAGGGUCUUCUAUAAAUGUAAUACUGCUGAGGAGGGUCAGGCUGGGAGGGGGGGACAGGAGUCCAUGUACUGCCUUCCAUUCCUCUUCCUGUUCUCCCCUUCCAAGAAAGGGGGUAGGGAUGAUUUUGUAAGGCUACCAGUAUUGGAGGGCUGUUUGAAAAUUGUGACCUGUUUUAUUAGCGAAUGGAAGGGGGAGAUGGAGGAGAAGGCAAGCAGGCAGGCGUGGAGCAAGUACACUGGCCUAUACCUUCUUGUAGAAAACACCCUGUUAUGUGUGAUGGGCCGGAAAUGUAUAGAUCUUAGAACUAUUCUAUGCAGCUGUUCUUAAAACUUGGCUUUAAAGAUAGGUAAAUACAAAUGAAUUCUUUCUACAUGGAAACAGUUUAUUUUUCUUUUUUGCCUCCUUGUAACUUGCACACAAGGCAUGUAACAACGCAGCUUAGAAAUGAUGCAUUCUUUCAGAAUAAAGUAUAUCAAAACGCUU
This is a messenger RNA of Alligator mississippiensis (American alligator), 6192 nucleotides long. It is a transcript of the gene TIA1, whose product is annotated as TIA1 cytotoxic granule associated RNA binding protein. The record is from RefSeq and is a predicted model, not a curated record. Bases 3415 to 4149 code for a protein of 244 amino acids. Gene Ontology annotation, molecular function: mRNA binding. The transcript is spliced from 8 exons. NCBI's taxonomy places the organism in Eukaryota, Metazoa, Chordata, Crocodylia, Alligatoridae.